Messenger RNA from Durio zibethinus, 1467 nucleotides. Its product is annotated as putative CoA ligase CCL7. The record is from RefSeq and is a predicted model, not a curated record. Lineage: Eukaryota; Viridiplantae; Streptophyta; Magnoliopsida; Malvales; Malvaceae.
UAUUUAAAAAUUUCAAAAUCUAACAUAAGAUUUAUCUAUAAAUUCCAAAUAUGGGACUAUCUUUGAGCUUUUUUUGGUUUGUUGGGUUGGGUUUUCUGUUCAUUGAGCCAUGAACAUAUGCUUGGGUUUCAUGGUUGUUUUGUUUCUAAUUCUUCCCAUGUUUGAUGUCUUUAACCGAAUCUCCUAAUUCCCAUAUCUGAUGGCUUUCAUUUUAUUCUGUCAACAAUAUUAUUGAGAUCAAAGAGUAGGGGAUUUGGGUGGGAUUUGCUCUAUCUGCUCAAAGGCAUUUGAAAUAUUGCUGAGGAGAUGAGAAUUUGGGUCCAGUCCAUUCUUGCUAUUGGCUUGUGUCUCUUAAUAAAUUUCAUUAGCAAUAGCAUAUCAAGAUUUGAAAUACAAACAUGGCGCAGGGAUAUGGUAUGACAGAAGCUGGUGGAAAUUUUUCAUUGGAGAAUCCAACGGAAAGGCUUCGUUCUUCUGGUUCAACUGGAACACUACUCAUGCCUAUAAUAGAAUCCAAAAUUGUCAGUGAAAAUACAAUGAAACCCCUUCCACCAAAUCGGAUAGGAGAAAUAUGGAUUCAUGGACCGACUAUUACACAAGGUUGCACCUUUCAAAAGAUUGAAAAGAGUCACUUUCCUGAAUGGUAUCCCAAGAUCAGUUCCUGGAAAGAUUUUGGGAAAAGAGCUGACAGAGAAAGUUCGAUCCCAAAGAUGUAAGAUACCAAUUCACCUUGAGAAAGGUUGAAGACCUGAAGUUCAUUACUAAUGGAUUACAAAUUCUGGGUUUAUGAGUUGUUAUCCCACUGCAAUAUUUAGCUAGAAUUUUUUCCACAAGUCAAUGACUAUAAUCCCAAACUUAUAAUCUCAACCCAUGGUUUUUAAUUUUCCCACAUUCCCUGUGCAUUUUGGAAUGCGCAUGACUGAUGUUCAAUUCAUGAUUUGCCAAGUCAAUUAUAUUCCUAAUUUAAGACAAUAUUAGUUGAAUUUAUGUGAAUAGUAACAGACUUACUUUGGUCAAUACUUGAGUAAUUAGUCAUGAUUAAAUGGUGUUCUUGUUUAAAAGAGAUGGGCAAUGCAACAGUACCAGGCAGGCUUAAAUCAAGGUAGAAGGUUGUUGAUUGCUGUGAAAAUUUGUUCUAUGUUUUUGUCAGUACUAAUUUGUAAGAUGUAGUUCAUGAAUUUUAUCUCAAGUCAAAGGAUAUCGUCACGUGAAUCGAAAAUCUCAGUCACGGAAAAACAAAUAGAAAGAGUAGAAAAGGAAAACUUUUGAUCAUAAAGAAAGGAAAAUUGCAUUAAAUUAAAUUAAAAGAAAGGAUAUCUUUGAGGAGUAAUUUGGUGCGGCGAGCUUUUUUGUGAGAAAAUCUUCGCUUCUUUACUUUCCUGCUUGGACAUUCUCCGCCCAUUUUUUCUCUUCCCCUUGGAUUGCGAUUUGGGAAAUUAGGGUUCCGUAAUAGACUCCUUGAAAAAC